GAUUCAGUCUCUUUUCCCACCGUAGGCGAUAGGGAUGGUGCUGACAGUAGCCACCGCGCCGGGGAGAAAAGGCGGUAGCGGAGGCAGCGCGGUGACCGCGGCCCUGUGGCGGUGCCGGGAGGGUGUGGGAGAAGUGGACCUUGCGCCCACUAGGUCGGGUAUUGAGCCUAGGGCUGCAGCUGAGGGCUCGAGCCAGGCCGCGGGAGUGCUGCCAUCUCAACAGGUAGUCAAGCCACAUACUCCACUAAUAAGGUUCCCUGACAGAAGAGAUAAUCCUAAACCCAAUGUAUCAGAAGUUUUGAGACCAACAGGACUACCAUCUCACUCUUCAAUUUCACAGCAUUCUAAGGGAAGUAAAACACCAGACUGGCCGAUGCAUCAGGAUCCACCAGACACAGCAGAAAUAAUAAAAACGUUACCUCAGAAAUACAGAAGGAAACUUGUAUCUCAAGAAGAAAUUGAAUUUAUCCAACGUGGAGGUCCAGAAUAAUCACUGACAGUGUGGCUGCUGUUUGUCAUCAGACAAAAGAAUAGUCUUUGUAAUAAAGGACUUCCAAAAUGACAAAUGAGAAGUCGUGCAUUAAACAAUUUUAAUAAAUAUUCUGUAAAAAAAAAUGAAAUGCAGAAAAUUUAGAUGGACACUUGUAUCUCCUAAUUUAUGUAUCUUGGUCAGCUUCUCCACAGCUUACCUAAUUGUUUAUAUACUUUAUCCUUAUUAAAGGGUACAUUUUGAAAUGUUA
Messenger RNA from Manis pentadactyla (Chinese pangolin), 740 nucleotides. It is a transcript of the gene KGD4, whose product is annotated as mitochondrial ribosomal protein S36. Gene Ontology annotation, biological process: 2-oxoglutarate metabolic process. The record is from RefSeq and is a predicted model, not a curated record. The transcript is spliced from 4 exons. Lineage: Eukaryota; Metazoa; Chordata; Mammalia; Pholidota; Manidae. Bases 35 to 490 code for a protein of 151 amino acids.